Molecule: messenger RNA, 1696 nt
Organism: Orbicella faveolata
Lineage: Eukaryota; Metazoa; Cnidaria; Anthozoa; Scleractinia; Merulinidae
Product: tRNA wybutosine-synthesizing protein 2 homolog
Biological process (GO): tRNA methylation; wybutosine biosynthetic process
Cellular component (GO): cytoplasm
Molecular function (GO): tRNA methyltransferase activity
Source: RefSeq, a predicted model, not a curated record
UAUGUUAUUCGCUAACGUGCAUGUUACGUGAUUUGAGCGCAGAAUGGCCUGGGUUUAUGUCACAUCCAAAAAGAAUGCUCAAAAAGCAAGGAAAUGUUUGGAGGAGAAAAGGUUCUAUGAUAAAGAAAGAAAAGUGGCGAGUUACUCUGAAGAAGAAGUAAUGAUUCCUAUCAAACAAGAACUGGCUGAACAACUGAAAAAUGAACGAAUGGGAGAAAUUGAGAAAUCUCUGUUGUUUUCCUUUGAGGGGAGAAUUGAACACAUCGACGGACAUGCACUGAAUAUAAGACAGCGCAAGGUAUCCCCUCAAGAGAAACUAAGGCCUGCUAUUGACAACUUGUUUCAAAUAAAAGGUGUCACUCAUGAUGCUUUCUUACAAAAUGACAUCCCACUUCACUGGGAACAGCAUGGAGACCUCAUUCUUUUACCAGAGAAUAGUUUCACCUUCAACAAAUGGGUACAUUUUGGUGAGGAAUUAUGGAAAGUUGUCGCCAAGAGUCUUGGUGUUGCAAGACUUGCCAAGAAAUCAACUAUAAACAAUGAUGGUUUCAGAACUCCCAAAGUCAGCCUGCUUCUAGGUGACAAUGGUUGGGUGACACACAUUGACAAUGGUAUAAAAUACACUUUUGAUGUUACUAAAUGCAUGUUCUCAGCAGGAAACAUAACAGAGAAAAUGAGAGUUGGAAACUUUGACUGCCAUGGUCAAACUGUCGUUGACCUUUAUGCUGGCAUCGGCUACUUUGUUUUGCCAUACCUGGUCCAUUCCAAGGCUGCCUUGGUUUAUGCUUGUGAAUGGAAUGAAAAUGCUAUAGAAGCUUUGAAAAGAAACUUGAAGUUAAAUGGUGUUGAUAAACAGUGUGUCAUAUAUGAAGGAGACAAUGUGAAGUUUCCUCUUCAAGGAGUUGCAGAUCGCGUCAAUCUUGGUCUCAUCCCUUCCAGUGAAGCUGGGUGGCCUGUGGCCUGUGCUGCACUACGUUCUGACAAAGGAGGCUGGCUGCAUGUACAUGGCAAUGUUACAUCAGGGCUAACAGACAGUGGAAAAACAGCAAAUGAUAGAACAGUUUCUGCAUUAUCAUUACUGGGAACAACUUUUGUAUCAAGUGAAGAAGAAAACCCUAGCACUGCAAGCUCUAUAUCUACUUUGUACUGUUCUGAAGUUUCAGACAGAUGUGAUCAUUUUCUCUUGGAAGAGAACAACACACCAUCUUGUAACAAGAAAGUGAAGGCAGAGUGGCUAGACUGGGCCAAGUAUGUGGCUCAAACUCUGUUGAAACAUCUGAAGAAAUCACAUGACAACCCAAACUGGAAUGUCCAAAUAGGGCACAUUGAGCAUGUCAAGUCUUAUGCACCUCAUAUUGACCAUGUUGUGUUAGAUGUAGAGUGCUGUCCUGUAUUUGAACAUGCGACUGUGUGAACUAAGCUAACUAUAUGCCAACAAAGCACCUGUAGAUAGUAUAGCCGGUUUGAUUCUAUGCUUUUUAUAAUGUAUGGUUUUGAGAACAGAAACAGUUAUUCAUAUAAUAGUAAAGCUUCAAUUUGGCUAUCCGAGCAAAGUUUGCCAAAAGGCGUUAGUAAGGACUUUUAAAAACAACCAGCUCAGUGAUGCUAAGGCCCGUCCACACAAAGCUGGAGGAAUUUGAAAACGCAGCAUUAUUUCUACGGUUAGGCCUACCGACCACACUAAACCGCGAUGAAA